CCUGUCAUGUUACUGGCACUGAGUGUCUUGCUGCUUAUAUUCCCUCCGACUCUCUCUGCUCCAACCAGAGAUCUCUGCACCACAGGCAAAAACAAACUACUGCUGACCAUCUUUGAUGGGUUCAGGUGGGACUAUGACCGAGAUGUGGACACCCCAAACCUGGACAAAAUGGCUGAGGAAGGAGUAAAGGCAGCAUAUGUCACUCCACCUUACCUGACCAUCACUAGUCCUACAAACUUCACCCUGUUAUCUGGAAGGUACAUUGAGAACCAUGGUGUGAUUCAUAACGUGUGGUUCAACACAACCACACAACAAAGGAAAGAGUACUACAUGACGCAGUUUGUGGAUGAAUACUGGGAUAAUGGCAGUCUACCUAUUUGGAUUACUGCUCAAAGACAGGGUCUUAAAACAGGAUCUUUACACUUCCCUGGCACUGCGGCCACUUACCAGAAAGAAACAAUUCAGGUGAGGGAGGUAGAGCCAAAAGCCUAUGACUACACCAAUGAGACACAAUGGAGGGAAAAUGUGUAUAAAGUCAUGAAGGAAUGGUUUAAAGAUCAAGACUUAGACUUUGUCACCUUGUAUUUUGGCGACCCAGAUGAAGCUGGCCACAAGCAUGGACCCGAUUCUUCUGAGCGCCGUGAGGCAGUAAAAAAAGUUGACCGAACUGUGGGCUACAUACGGGAAACUGCUGAGAAACACGGACUUAGUGACCAUCUGAAUAUUAUAGUCACAGCAGACCAUGGCAUGACCACUGUGUUUAAAGGUGGGCAAGUAAAAGAAAUAGUUCUCACUGACAUUCCAGGGUUCUCUUACAAAGAUCUGCUGUUCCACCUGUUGGACUAUGGACCUUCUGCGAUGCUCUUGCCCAAAGAAGGGUUCCUUGACAAGGUUUAUCAAGCCUUGAAAGGAGGGCAUCCAAACCUUCACGUUUAUAAAAAAGAAGACAUGCCUGCCCGACUGCAUUACUCCAAACAUCCACGCAUCCUCGUUCUCUUCGCAGACCCUGGCUAUGUCAUCAAUGGGUUUUACCCAAUUCAGACCAACAAAGGUGAGCACGGCUAUGACAAUGAGGUCAUGGACAUGAAGCCUUUCUUCAGGGCAGUGGGACCAGAUUUCCACAGUAAUUUGUUGGUUGGACCAUUUGAGACCGUCAAUGUUUACCCUCUAAUGUGCCACUUACUGGGGAUAAAGCCAGAAAUCAAUGACGGGUCACUUGAUAACACCCGACACAUGCUGAUAUCCAACGGAGAGCCAUGUGAUUCUGGAGACGUUGCAGAGUCAAGUCUUCAGAAUGUGUUCAUUGGUCUUGCUGCCGUUGCUGGACUUUUAUUGCUUGUGUCUGUGGUUGUUACAUCCUACAACAUGUAUAAAAGACGCAAAAUUAAUCCAAAAGUGAAAGACACAGGAGACGAGGAUGAGAUAAAAGCCGACUCCAAGCAAACAUCAUUCUAAAAGGGACAAUCAAUUUUUUCUUAAAAGAUCAAAGACAAAUCAUUUGAACUACAAAAUUUCUAUUACUUUUAAGAAAG
Messenger RNA from Carassius carassius (crucian carp), 1532 nucleotides. It is a transcript of the gene enpp7.2, whose product is annotated as ectonucleotide pyrophosphatase/phosphodiesterase 7, tandem duplicate 2. Lineage: Eukaryota; Metazoa; Chordata; Actinopteri; Cypriniformes; Cyprinidae. The record is from RefSeq and is a predicted model, not a curated record.